ACAGAUUCCCAACCUGAAGACACAAACUGAGGUGGAAUCACAGAGAUCAACCACAAAUCAAAGCAAGAAGAUCUGUAACCAGCCCCUUUACAGGCAACCUUUGUAAAGCCAAGAGAGAGAAGACAAGAGCAAAAGACUGAAAAGAGUCAGGUGAGAGGUCAUUGGUGGAACAUCUAAGUACUGUGCAACUCUACAGUUUCACUAAGAGCAAGUUGCAAGAUAAAAGCAAAGGAACAGAUUAGUGCCGGUGCUCAAGAGGAAAGAGUAGACGAGUGUUCAGCAGCAACAAGGAGGUACAAGAAGGUUUCCUGGAGGAAGGGCAUCAUGUAUAGACAAGAAAUAACUUCUCAGAUCUCUGCUGUCCACUUCAACAUGUGGUUUUUGACAAUUAUAUGUGUUUCCUGCUUGUUGAUGGGCACUCAAGCACAAAGCAGUGCUAGUUUUCGUAGGGCGAAUGAUCGCAAUGGUCGUUGUCAGUACAGCUUCACGGUGGACAGUCCCACAGAGGUGAGCUGUCCAUCACUAGGUUCAAGCUCUGAGAUGGAGGCCCUGAAGACUCGUCUGAGGCUGCUAGAGGCACUGGUCACUCGACUUGUAGGAGGAGAAGCCGCACCACAGUUAUCACAGGGCUCUGGCUCUCAGUCAGGCCUCCAGGAGGCUUACAACCAGAUGAUGGGGGAGAACACUCAGCUCCAAAAAGAGAAGGAAAGACUGGACAGAAAGGUCCAGGACCUCCAGCAGAGGAUGGAGGAGCUCCAACAGGAGGCUGUGAGGCUAAGGACCAGACCCUGCGUGCAGCAACCUCCUCCCAGAGUGACACAAAAUGACAACAGCUUUAGACCAGGAUCAGGACCUGUCCUCCCUCACCUGGUACCCAGACCUGUGAAUACCCAAGGAGACACAACCCGUUUAACAGAUCCUGUAUGGCAUUAUGAGUCUCCGGGAUAUCAGGAGCUGACAGCCGUGGUAACAGAAGUUUCUGCCUCAAAUCUGGACGGUCCAGCAGAUAUUACAGGCUGUGGUGACCUGGUGUGGGUAGGAGAACCUGAAAUGCAUCGUAAGGCUGAUACUAUUGCUGGUAAGUACGGUGUCUGGAUGAAGGACCCAGAUGCCAAGGAACCUUAUGGUGCAGAGAUGGUAUGGCGAAUUGACGCCGUGGGGUCUGAAGUGCGUCAACUCUUCGGGUAUGAAAACAUGGACCAGCUGACACGUGGCUUCCCAACCAAAGUCCUUCUCCUACCAGAAGCUGUGGAGAGCACUGGCGCCACCAUGUACCAGGGCUCCUUGUACUACCAACGAAGGCUCAGCCGCACACUUCUAAGAUAUGAUCUACUCUCUGAGAACAUUGCUGCCCGUCGUGAUCUUCCCCAUGCUGGCUUCCAUGGUCAGUUCCCCUACUCCUGGGGUGGAUACACAGACAUUGACCUGGCAAUUGAUGAAAACGGUCUCUGGGCCAUCUACAGCACUAACAAAGCCAAGGGUGCCAUUGUGAUCUCCCAGCUGGACCCUCAGAGCUUGGAGGUGAGGGGCACCUGGGAGACCAAAAUCCGCAAGACAUCGGUGGCUAAUGCUUUUAUGAUCUGUGGCAAGUUGUACACAGUCGCUAGUUACACCUCACCAAACACCACAAUAAAUUACAUGUAUGACACUAUGACCAGCCAGAGUAAAGCAAUCUCAGUGCCCUUCAAAAACCGUUAUCGCUACAAUAGCAUGGUAGACUACAACCCAGUGCAGAGAAAGCUAUUUGCUUGGGAUAACUAUUACAUUGUAUCUUAUAAUGUGAGGCUUGGCAAGCAGGAGUAAAGUGUUCAGUGUAAAUUCCAGAUUAACCUGUUUUGUGUUUUGUGAUAUUUUAUCAUGUUUUACCAACCAGUGAGGUAUAGUUGGAUUUACUGAUAUGCAUAGGCAAUGACAGACUCUCAGUAGGACAAGAAUCAACAUUCUAUUCAUGAUGCUGGUGCAAUGUUAAUACCACCAACAGCAGUAAGUAUAUGUAAUGACUAUAUUGCACAUCUUCAGAUUAAGAUAUUAAUUUAUAUUUCUGCAUCUUCAUCGGAGAUGGUCUUCAUGUAUGUUCAAAGAUGAUUCUUUGACCAACAACUUAUAAAAUGUAAUUUCUAAAGUGUCAUGAUAAAUGAAAUUUAGUCAUUUAUAACUCUAACAGGUUUUUAAUAAGGCCACAUUUUCUUCUUCAGUGGAUUUGUCUUCUUAACAUGUUAAUAGAGAAAUUAUUUUUCUACCUUUGUAAGCGAUGUCUUGCCUUUUUAUGUGUUUACCGCACUGAAUACAUGUUCUAAUAAUUAUAAAUGGCAUAUUUUUUUACAGUUAGCCUGCCUCUGAAUUGAUAGAUUGUACAAAGAUGUAAACAACCUCAAAAACUCCAAUAAAAUCUUGAUCUCUGGUG
Xyrauchen texanus (razorback sucker) is the source of this 2404-nucleotide messenger RNA. It is a transcript of the gene myoc, whose product is annotated as myocilin. Gene Ontology annotation, biological process: signal transduction; osteoblast differentiation. The record is from RefSeq and is a predicted model, not a curated record. The transcript is spliced from 4 exons. NCBI's taxonomy places the organism in Eukaryota, Metazoa, Chordata, Actinopteri, Cypriniformes, Catostomidae. Bases 325 to 1803 code for a protein of 492 amino acids. Gene Ontology annotation, cellular component: Golgi apparatus.